GAUUAAAAAUUGUCACUGAUAUUCUCUGUUUUCAUAAACUACAGCAGAUUUGAAUCGCCCAAUUUUUGUUUAAACCACUGUAUUGGUGCUUUACGGUUGCUUGUUGAGUGAAAGAUAUGAGCAUUUUCGAAUUUCAGUCUGAGAAUCCGAGACUUUUCUCCAUGGGAAACCAGGCUCCGUCGGUACUGGAUUCAUGCUCCGACGAGGAGGCGGCUUUCGGCGAUAAGGAAGACGGUGAUUGGUUGUCGAGGCUACUGGUUGAGGCCGGCGGAAAUACAGAUGAUGAUUCCGGCGACGUCGUUUUUGUAAGUGAGCUGUUCCCCAAAAUCCGAUCUGAUUCUGUGAAGGCGCUGGCUAAGGCUGUUGUUGAUGACGAAGGUGAUGAUGAUUGUAUGGUUUUGGAUGGUGACCCUGACAAUCCGGUGGUCGCCGUCAAUGAUAAGGCUGACGGUGGUGAUUCCGAUGAACUCGAGAUUGUUGGUGAGAAGGGUGAGUGUCACUGUUAUGUGUGUGACACACUGGCUCCGUGUCUCCAUUGGGGCACUGGCGCUAGCAGCACUGAACAUUGCCAUGCUAGUGAUAAAGACGAAUAUUGGAGAGCAGAGCGGAAGCGUGCAAAGAAAGUUAUAAGCCUUCGGCUGUGCAAACCCUCAGUGCGGUCACACCCUAGAAGUACUAACACUGUUUCUCCAAAGGUUACUCUUAUGAAUACUCUUAUGAACAAACACCACCAUGUAGGAGUACAAAAUCCUCUGUCCUCCUAUCAUCCAGUCUUCAAGCGAACGGGUUAUGGGCCUUUCACAAAUAAUAAUCACGCGCAUGGGUCUCAAUUAUCUAGAGACCCACCUCUGAACAGGCACCCUGCGUUCCAGGCUCCUGUCACAAAUGGCCGCCAUGACGCAAAUCAGCUUAUGUAUGGAAGUCCGGCUGCUGGAUUACCUUCUGCUACCUGCCUUCUGAAGCUCAGAUAA
Molecule: messenger RNA, 971 nt
Organism: Salvia hispanica
Lineage: Eukaryota; Viridiplantae; Streptophyta; Magnoliopsida; Lamiales; Lamiaceae
Source: RefSeq, a predicted model, not a curated record